Penicillium soppii is the source of this 456-nucleotide messenger RNA. RefSeq lists its product as uncharacterized. The record is from RefSeq and is a predicted model, not a curated record. The transcript is spliced from 3 exons. NCBI's taxonomy places the organism in Eukaryota, Fungi, Ascomycota, Eurotiomycetes, Eurotiales, Aspergillaceae. Bases 1 to 456 code for a protein of 151 amino acids.
AUGAAGGCCUCUUUAAUCACACUGAGUGCCGUGCUCGGCCUGGCCUCGGCUCAGAAUGCCGUCGUGCACAAUCAUUGUCCCAACACUGUCUACGUACAGUCGUUCCCGUACGGUGGUGGUGCCCCAGGCACUCUUACCACCGUGCCUAACGGAGGGACCUUCUCCGAGAAAUUCAGGACAUCCGGCUCGACCAUUAAGAUUGCCAAGACCAAAACGCUGGACAAGCCUCUCUUCUUUGGCUACUCGUUCUCCAAGAACCCAGACUACGCAUACUAUGAGCUAAGCUCAGAAUGGGGCAACCCCUUCGCUGCGAACCCCAACUCGCUCAGUCCCGGCGAAGGAUGUGAGGUCUUCGACUGUGCUGCCAAUGAUGCCUCCUGCUACAGUACCCCUUCCCACAAAAAGGUUUAUGGCUGCCCCCAGCCAGUUGACCUCACAGCGGACCUAUGUCAGUAA